Symbiodinium sp. CCMP2456 is the source of this 647-nucleotide messenger RNA. Lineage: Eukaryota; Dinophyceae; Suessiales; Symbiodiniaceae. The record is from the annotation of a GenBank genome assembly.
AUGAAGAAGAGAAUCGCAAUCUGCGCGAUGGCACAGGCCAAGACACUGCCGGUGGCGAUGACAACGAUCCCACCGAGGAGGGGACCGCAGAGCCCGCAAGAGGAUACCAUGAACCCUUGGACUUCUACCAGGCUUGCAUUGCGCGCGAGCGCAACAAGGGCCUCUACACUGCCGACAGGCAGAUGGAGGAAAACGGUGGAGCGACCUCUACGCGGCAGAAUCCGAACGGCAACGGCCGUCGCCGUGGGCAACAACGCCACGGCCUGGAAUGCCCUGAGGAGCGGGACUAUUAUCCGUAUUGGCAUCCCACGCCUUGGCACGACAUUGCCGUGCUCACGGAUGAGCCACAGGCUGGUCGUUCCAAAUGUCGGAUCCUCACAGGCGGCAUCCAGAGCCGUGACAACCACAACGGCAACGUGAGAAAUGGGCAGCCGCACUAUUACCUCUGGAAGAUCCCGAAGCAUGUGAAAGGCCGCACGGUUCUGCGCAUCCGGUACAACAUCUCAACAGGAGACUUCAACUAUGGCUCUUUGGCACAUCCAAAGGUCGAGGGCACGGAGCUCACAGGUGGCUUGGCCGACGCCUUCUUCAUGGACCAGCGUUUCAACGAUCCCCAACCGAAUACCCGACGUCGAAGGACUGGGUAA